This is a messenger RNA of Gregarina niphandrodes, 975 nucleotides long. RefSeq lists its product as hypothetical. The coding region runs from base 1 to 975 and encodes 324 amino acids. The record is from RefSeq and is a predicted model, not a curated record. Lineage: Eukaryota; Apicomplexa; Conoidasida; Eugregarinorida; Gregarinidae. The transcript is spliced from 2 exons.
AUGCAGUUGAUAUGUCCCCUAUUUCUGUCUUCAAUUGCAGCGCAGACAGCAAUUAAGAAAACAAAUACGUUAACACCUUCACUCGGUGGGAAUGGCCUUAAUGCAGAUCAUCAGGAGCUCAUGCUAAACUCCGGAGAGUCACAAGAGUCUUCGGCAUUAGAUGUGGAUUCGGCUACAUGCAAAUUGGAUGCAUUACAGGAACUUAAGCCACAAUUAGAGGCGGGGCUAGAAGGUAGCGCGAAGAUAUUGGUUGAUUUGCGAGAAUUUGACUCUCAGGUGGCGGUGCGCAUGUCCGCCAAUACUGAUGGUCUGAAGAUCAACCUUCCAGGGUUUCCAAGGAUGUUUGGCAUCCCUUACAAAGAUAUUUCGUUGCCUUUGCUGACUUAUUACGAUCGAUGUCUGCAAUUGGAGUUGAGAACUAUGGAAGUGCUUUUACUUUGUUUUGACUGUCAUGGUCAUCGCAAUCUUUGGUUCAAUUCCAUCACCGAAAGGGUUUUGUUUGAUCGCAUUGGCGCGAGAGGCAACCUCCCGGUCUGGCCACAGGAAAUAAGGCUGACCCAGGUAGCAAACCAGGAGCAGCACGAAUCUUCGGAACCGUUGCCUCCGACGAAUGCUACCGAUGUCAAGAGUACGGCGGAGGAAGAGGACAAAAAUAUAUACGUCCAUAUUCUGGCGUACAAGGGAUUAGAGCCGCCAGAGAUGAUUUUAGGUGGUAUCGACUUGAGCACUUACAUUAAGCAAGCGGUAGCCGUUGUCGCCUCUACUACCGUGGCCCCAUCCUUGACGGCCGAUCUGAGCUUGAGCCCAAUUGAGUUAGCGCAAAAGAAGAAGCAGCAGGAAGUGGAACAGACCAUCGACUUAUUGGAGGCCAUGAACAAUAGACUCGACCUGGAAACAGCUGCCGAGGAACCGGAAGUGGAUGCUGACAUCCAAAAAGCGUCAGAAGUGGCAACUCAACUGCUUCGGAUUCCAUAG